Molecule: messenger RNA, 537 nt
Organism: Solanum pennellii
Lineage: Eukaryota; Viridiplantae; Streptophyta; Magnoliopsida; Solanales; Solanaceae
Exons: 1
Coding region: 1-537 (178 amino acids)
Molecular function (GO): enzyme inhibitor activity
Source: RefSeq, a predicted model, not a curated record
AUGGCCUCUCUUUUUACUUCAUACCUUCUUCCUUUAGUACUUGUCGCAAACAUUUUCAACUUUCAAACCUCUUUAUCUGACACAAGAGCAGACGAGGCAUUAAUAGCAGGUAUAUGUAGACAAGUACAAGAUCCUCCAUUUUGCUUAAACACUUUUAGAAAAAUUUUAGUCCAUCCAUAUGUCCCUGAAGAAGUAACACGAGCUACUAUUGCACAAUCAUUACAAAAUGCUGAAAACAACCAUGCUUUCAUAGUGGCAGCUAAAGCAGCCGCAAAAGACAAAGAGACGAAAGACUUGUAUGCUAUUUGUGACGUUGGUUAUGGAUUGAUGAUAACAAUUCUCAAAGAUGCUGCUCAAUCAUUAGCUAAAAAGAAUUAUGUUGUCUUGGAAAAUGACCUUUCAAAGUGUCCCAGAUUUGUUAGUGAUUGUCAAACUGCACUUGGUAGCAAGACGACACCUGAUAUGUUAGAUAGAAGUAGGAAACAAUUCGAUCUACUAAUAAUGUCAAAAGCUGCUGAAGCCCUCAUUAAGAAAUAG